Messenger RNA from Ramularia collo-cygni, 678 nucleotides. RefSeq names its product related to cytosine/adenosine deaminases. Gene Ontology annotation, cellular component: nucleus; cytoplasm. The record is from RefSeq and is a predicted model, not a curated record. Gene Ontology annotation, molecular function: zinc ion binding; tRNA-specific adenosine-34 deaminase activity. Gene Ontology annotation, biological process: tRNA wobble adenosine to inosine editing. The transcript is spliced from 3 exons. Lineage: Eukaryota; Fungi; Ascomycota; Dothideomycetes; Mycosphaerellales; Mycosphaerellaceae. Bases 1 to 678 code for a protein of 225 amino acids.
AUGGUGUUCGGUCCGGUCCCCAAUCGCGAGUACCACGAAGUCUUCAUGCGCAAAGCCAUCCAAAUGGCCGAGUUCGCGCUCGCGUCGGAUGAGACGCCCGUGGGUUGCGUUUUCGUGCACGACGGCGAGGUCAUCGGAAGAGGAAUCAACGGCACAAAUGCCUCUCUCAAUGGAACCCGACAUGCCGAAUUCGUGGCUCUGGCAGAGAUUGUCGCACAGCACCCACAGUCGAUUUUGCAUGAGACGGACUUGUACGUCACAGUCGAGCCAUGUAUUAUGUGCGCCUCGGCCUUGCGUCAGUAUGGAAUCCGCGCCGUGUACUUUGGAUGCUUGAACGAUCGGUUUGGAGGCUGUGGUGGGGUGAUGAAUAUUCACUCGGAUGAUGGCGUGGAUCAGCCGUAUCCGGUGUAUGGAGGGCUUUUCAGAGAGGAGGCCAUCAUGCUGCUGAGGAGAUUCUAUGUGCAGGAGAAUGAGAAGGCACCGGAUCCAAAGCCCAAGAAGAACAGAKAGCUGAAGACGGAGAUUCUGCCGGUCACUGUCACGCCUGUGGGGACAACGAAGAAUCCAGUCGGUACGAAGACUCUGGCUGGUGGAGCUGCAACAAAGGUGUCGACGCCUGUGCUUGGUGCCCAGACCGUGGUCGUACCAAUUGCGGCGGCCAACCCGCAGACGAAGUGA